Messenger RNA from Heteronotia binoei (common prickly gecko), 755 nucleotides. Its product is annotated as neurotrophin receptor-interacting factor homolog. Gene Ontology annotation, biological process: regulation of DNA-templated transcription. Bases 6 to 755 code for a protein of 249 amino acids. Lineage: Eukaryota; Metazoa; Chordata; Lepidosauria; Squamata; Gekkonidae. The record is from RefSeq and is a predicted model, not a curated record. The transcript has 5 exons.
AGGAGAUGGAAGAGGAGGACUCAGAAGCAACUGGAAUAGGGAAGAGAUCAAGGGAAAGUCCCCAACCCACCCAGGCUGGGAGUGGUGUUCAAUCCUGGGAAAGAGCUGUGCCAGAAAUCCUGUCACAGGACAUGAUGACUGCAGAUGGACGCAACCGAUGCUUCCGGCAGUUCCGCUACCAUGAGGCUGAUGGACCCCGAGAAGUUUGCAGCCAGCUCCAUGGACUUUGCAGCCACUGGCUGGAGCCUGAGAGGCACACCAAGAAGCAGAUCCUGGACCUGGUGAUUCUGGAGCAGUUCCUGGCCAUCCUGCCCCAGGAAAUGCAGUGCUGGGUGAGAGGAUGUGAGCCAGAGACCAGUUCCCAGGCAGUGGCCCUGGUUGAAGGUUUCCUCCUGAGCCAGGCUGAGAAGAAGAGGCAGGCAGAGCAGAUGUGGGGACCAGCUGUGAAGACAGAAGUGAAGUUCUCUGAGGCAGAAGGUGCUCUGUCAGAGGAAAGUCAGAGGGCGCAGGCCCAGAAGUGUGCCCAAGAUGCCCUGUCAUGUGGCAGUGAAGAGAUGUUGUCAAGCCAUCAUCUUUCCAGUGAAGUGCAAAUGUCCGUUCCCCCUCUGGUCCAGUCUCCCUUUUCCUUUGAGGAGGUGGCCGUGUAUUUCACUGAGGCUGAGUGGGCCCUGCUGGAUCCAGGCCAGAAAACCUUCUAUAGGGAAGUCAUGCUGGAGAACUAUGGGCAUGUGGCCUUUUUGGGGUUCACUUCGUGA